AUGGAAAAGUUCAAAGCCCUCGACUUGGCCAAGAAGAAACCUAUGGAUGCCUCGGACUUUAGCAAAUGGGUGGAAUUUAAUGCGUUCCAUGGGUACACGCACCCCGAUGCGUCGGAAAUAGCGAUACUGGUGAAGCACAAAACGCCAAAAGAGGUGGUGGAGACGCUGACGACACUUCGAAGAGAGCAUUACUUAUGGCGCUACUGGUCCAGGGAUCUGCACAGGGCAAUAGCGUCAUAUUACUUGGAGCAAAAUACACCGGAAGUGAUCCUAACUGCGUGGCUGGAUUUGGAUUUGAAACCAAGGGACCUUUACGAUGACCUUGGCUUCAGUAAGGAAGCAGGAGGAGUGCGUGACUCGCCAGAAGCUGCGUUGAUGUUCUAUAAGUACGCCGAGUUGCACAGAGAAGAGGGGAGGGACUACGCGUUGAGUGCUGAUGAAACGGCGGCGCAUAUGUUUCGCAACCUAACUCCCGAAGAAGCGACUGCCUUCUUAAAAAAGGCUAAAGAACUAAAGGUGCCCGAGGAAUUCGCCAAAGUAGUGCAUGAACUUCAACUAACGUCGAAGUGGAUUGAGAAAUUUCGAGAGAAUCUUCCUGAUGUGAAAAAAAUGUCUGAGGAGGAAUUCGUACGCCUCGGCCUGACCGAGGAGGGACCCGUAGAUGUCUCGAAACUGGACCAAUGGAUACUUUUUAAUGAAUUUCAUGGGUACACGCAUCCCUAUCGCAACCCUGAUGCGCUGCAAGUAGCAAUAUUGAUGAAGCACAAGACGGCAGAGGAGGUUGUGAAGGCGCUGACAACACUUCGAAGAGAGGAUUACUUAUGGCGCAUUUGGUCCAGGGAUCUGCACAGGGCGAUAGCGUCAUAUUACCUGGAUAAAGGGACGCCGGAAGUGAUGCUUAAUGCAUGGGACACAUUGAAAUUGAAACCUGAGGAUGUUCAGAAUAGCCUUGACUCAAAUCAGCACUUUUCAGAGCGCGAAAGUACUGACGCUGCGUGGGUGAUCUAUAAGUACACUGAGCUGUUGCUGAAACAGAACAGCGGUUACCAAUCAAGAGCUAAUGAAAUGGCUGAACGUAUAUUUCGCCACCGUGCUCCUGAAGAAGUUAGUGGUUUCUUGGAAAAAGCUGCAACAUUAACGGAAUCGGAGGAAUUCGUAAACUUGGUGCAUAAGCUUCAACCAAUCUUGCAGCGGAUUGACCAGAAUCGAGCGACUAUGGCCCGGUCGAAUUUUAAUUCUGAGAUGAAGCUUGAAAGCCUCGGCCUAAACAAUGAGGGACCCGUGAAUGCCCAUGCCUGCCGCAUGUGGGUAGACUCCAAUCGAUAUGCUCACCGUCCCAUCCAGUAUUCGUCGCAAGCAGUGAUAUUGCUGAAGCACAAAACGCCCGAGGAAGUAGUGGGGGCACUGAUUUUAAAAGAAGAAGACGAUCUGCACGAGGCGAUAGCAAUAUAUUACUUGGAGAAAGAUACACCAGAAGUGAUGCUCAAUGCGUGGCUGACGUUGGAAUUGAAACCUAAGAAACUUUACCAUAGCCUUGCCUUUAGUAAGUUAAUAGAAGGAGUGCAUAACUCGCCAGGGGCUGCGUUGAUGUUUUACAAGUACACCGAAUUACUGAGAGAAAAGGGGAAAGCUUACGCAUUGAGUGCUGAACAAACGGCGGAGCUUAUGUUCAGCAGUCUACUUCCCGAUAACGCUAUCGCUUUUUUACAUAAGGCGAGCGAAUUAGCGGGGGCAGGGGAAAUGGACAAGAUAAAGUUUGAACUUCAACCAAUCUUAAGGCAAAUUGAAAAGUUCCGAUUUAUUCGCCAAGGCCUCAAGGGUAAGGAACCCGUGGAUGACAAGAGUUACACCGAAUUAAAAACUGAUUGGGCGUACGCAAAAUGUACCAAGCACAGUAAUUACUUUCGCGACCCCAGUAAGUUAGAUGUGGAAAGGUUGAUGGAGAACAAAACACCAGAGGAGGUGGUGGAGGCACUAACGUCAAUUCAAAAGAAUACGUAUUGGCGCAGAUGGGCCUCCGAUUUGCACGGGGAAGUAGCAUCACAUUUCUUGGAAAAAAAGACGCCGAAAGCAUUGCUGAAUGCGUGGUUUACGUUGGCGUUGGAACCCAAGGACCUGUAUGAUAUAGCUUUGAUAUCGGUGCGUUCUUCAAACCGUACUCAGCUGCGUUGA
This is a messenger RNA of Peronospora matthiolae, 2172 nucleotides long. The record is from the annotation of a GenBank genome assembly. Lineage: Eukaryota; Oomycota; Peronosporomycetes; Peronosporales; Peronosporaceae.